AAGUCGGUCGGGUGGCUGACAGGGCGGGGGGCUUUCGGGAGCCGAAGAUUCAGCCCCGCUUGGCGUCCCAGCGGCUCCGGCGCCUCUGCUGGGGGCCUUCGGGAAGGCCGGCUCCGGCUGGGAGGUGCCCGGCGGUCCCGCCCACUCUUCUAGAAGUAGCAGAACCGCUUCCCUGAAAAAGGGAGCGGGCAGGAGGGCGCGCAGAGGCUGGCAUUAAAAAUUGAGGUUCGUUCUUCCCAACUCAAGAAUGGUGACGGUGAGGCCUGCAGAUCCAGGAGAAACUGCAAAAUUAGCGUCUUUCUAGAAAAGCGUUGUGAGCAGAACCAGCUUGGGCUCAGUACCACAUUUUGGCACAGCCAGCCAGGAACCUGUUGCUCAUGGCCAGCCAGCCUGGGUUGGGGAAUUUUCGGGAACAGGCGCGCGAUCCUCCACGCAGCAUGGAAGUGUGUCCUUACUGUAAGAAGUCGUUUAAGCGCUUGAAGUCCCACUUGCCGCACUGUAAGAUGCUACGACCACCUGUGCCUGCUCAUCAGGACGUUUGUCAGUCCAAGCCGGCUGCACUCCCACGUGCUGAGAAAGUCAAAGGGCCGGUCAGAGACCCAAUUAAAGCUAAAGAGAGAGGGUUAGGGACAGACCAUGAAAAAAGAAAUCCUGGCCUGAAAGGGGACAAAUCAGAGCGGACAGGUAAGUCCUCUCUGCUGCUAGCCGUUGAUUUGAAAAAAGCAAGUAGCGCAAAGGCUGAUAAAGACAUUGGGGAUCAAAUUCAACCCUCCCUCAAAAUGUUAAACACUGCAACAGAGAUCACUUUCCACGAAGAACCUACAGCCCCGUUUUCUGCAUCAGAGAACAUCACUCAUAAAAAAGGACUUCCUGAAGAUUUGCCUAAAUCAGGGGAAGGUCGAAAUAACCCUUCAGAAACUGAGGCAUCUUUAUUUCUUGGCCCAGUGGAACCUUCUUUGUCAAGUCAAGAUAGAAAAUACUGUUCAGCUUUCCCUAAUGAUGUGCAAACCACUUGUGCUAACUUAAGAUUGGACAGAAUUGAUGCCCCAAGACAGAACCUUCGUGUAAAAUUGCGAGCUGUUCCUUUCGGGGAUUAUCACAGUUCUCCAGGGGAUCUCGAUUGCGAGGGUAGGAGAGUAAGCACAUCAUGGCCAAGCAGGGUCAGAGCGCCCAAGGCUGGGGAGCCCCUCUCAGGAGUUGCUACUGAUCUUGGUGACACCAGGACUCAGGAAAAGAACACAGAACCACGAAUCGCAGCUUUUAAAGUUAGCCCAUUAGGUGCCAUCCAAGUCGGGGAGAACCGGGACCAAGGACUUAACCUUGGAACAGAGGCACAGGGGAGCAGUGGAAAUGCGGAGAACUGUGUCUUUGUGGCAGAAAUACAGCGCUGGGCUCCCUUGAAUGAUGACCCUAAGAAGGCCUUUAGUAUCAAUGAUUCAGUCACGGCGAAGAACCCUCGCGGGGAAGGUCCCAAUAUAGACUUGAUCAUGCCACAGGAGACAGCUUGCAGGGAGCUUCUCUCUGCGUCACAGUCACGCAAUCCAAGUCUUGUCUCCCUGGCAAUACAAUUUCUCCAGGAAGGGAAGGCAGAAGCCUGCAGCUCUGCCGGCAAAGCAUCAGCAGAGCACGAGGAGCAAGCUUCUCUGUCUCCCAGCUCGGGCUGUCAGCCCCAAGCAUUGCACCCCGGGGGCCAGCUGUCUCUGUGUUCAACCCAGCCUCAUGCUGCUAAAAGCCCCUUGGCCAGGAAGACCCUAUCAAGUGCCCUGGGGCUAGAGUGGUUUCCAGAGCUCUAUCCUGGCUAUCUUGGACUCGGUGUAUUGCCAGGGAAGCCUCAGCUUUGGAGCACAGUGGCCCAGAAGCCUCUGCUCAUCAGCCCCCAGGGGGAAAGGCUUUCCCAAGUUCCUUUGUUGGAAAGAAGUUCGACGGCAGUAAGGAGUUUGGAACCCUCGACCGGGCUCACAGCCUCCAGCUUCUCUCUAUUGAGGAUCUUGGGAACUGUCCAGAAAGGCUGGAUCAGGUGCCGCACCUCUAUGAAGAGCGGGGUCGGAGGCAUCACGAUGCUCUUCGCAGGGUACUUCGUCCUUUGUUGUAGCUGGAGCUUCAAGCAUCUGAAGCUGCAGCGCUGGCGUAAGCAGCACUGACCUGGACACCACUUAGAGAGCUUUGGCGCCCCAAGGAGAGGAUGAUGGAGACAGCGGCAGUGCCUCUUGAACAGCGCAAAAUUGUAUGGGGGCAGGGAGAGGGAGCAAAAGGAAUAAACUAUUGGAAUCUAA
Messenger RNA from Phacochoerus africanus (Common warthog), 2273 nucleotides. It is a transcript of the gene MTNAP1, whose product is annotated as chromosome 14 C17orf80 homolog. Bases 378 to 2141 code for a protein of 587 amino acids. The transcript has 7 exons. The record is from RefSeq and is a predicted model, not a curated record. NCBI's taxonomy places the organism in Eukaryota, Metazoa, Chordata, Mammalia, Artiodactyla, Suidae.